Messenger RNA from Brienomyrus brachyistius, 1783 nucleotides. Its product is annotated as homeobox protein EMX1-like. The transcript is spliced from 3 exons. Gene Ontology annotation, molecular function: DNA-binding transcription factor activity, RNA polymerase II-specific; DNA binding. Gene Ontology annotation, biological process: brain development; central nervous system development; neuron differentiation. The record is from RefSeq and is a predicted model, not a curated record. Lineage: Eukaryota; Metazoa; Chordata; Actinopteri; Osteoglossiformes; Mormyridae. Bases 124 to 822 code for a protein of 232 amino acids.
AAUUGUCUUUAAUGCUCUAACCAUUUUCCACCCACCGUUUUCUGUAUGAAUCAUUUGCUUUAAAAUGCACUGAGGAGUGCACGAGGAAGCACUAACUUUUCCCUAGGACUUUUCAAAACGACAAUGUUUCCGUCGGGUGGGAAGCGCUGCUUCACUAUAGAGUCUUUAGUGUCUAAGGAGUCUCCAAAGCCGACUGAGAACCACAUGCUGCCACCCGUUUUAAAUUAUCCCAGCUCGACAGAGGCCUUCGUGAACAGACUCCAAAGUCCAGCGGGUAUUUCGUUAAACCCGAGCCCGGAAUUUAUCUACCCCGAGACGCUGAACUAUCCAUCACUUACAGUACACCCUCACCAGCUAGGGGGGCCACACAUCCAGCACCCUGUCCCGUUCUUCGGAGUACAGCAACGCGACCAACUCAGUUUCUAUCCAUGGGUCAUACGGAACAGAUAUUUCGGCCACAGAGUUCAAGGAAACUGCGUCUCCCAAGACAGUCUACUUCUGCACGGACCCUUCUCAAGGAAACCCAAGCGAAUCCGGACCGCCUUCUCCCCAUCACAGCUCAUGCAGUUAGAGAGGGCUUUUGAGAAGAACCACUACGUGGUGGGGACUGAGAGGAAGCAGUUAGCCAACAAUCUCAGCCUAUCUGAAACUCAGGUGAAGGUCUGGUUUCAGAACAGACGGACAAAGCACAAGCGACAGAAGAUGGAGGAGGAGGGUCUGAGUGGACAGGAGAAGAACAAGUCCAGCCACCAUAUCAGCAUGUGGAGACUCGCCACCGGGCAGGACAGCCAGAGCCUCAUAAACGUUACGUCGGAUGACUAGCCCAGCCACUCCCUCACUGCAGUCUCCGCCUCAUUCACCUUAUUUAUUUCAUAAAUAUAAAGACCAAUGUUUCCAAAUCCAGUGCUCGGGGACCCACAGACAAUCCAUAUUUUUAUUCCCUGGGAGGGAACAAAAAUGUGGACUGUCUGGCAGGGAGCUGGGAAGGAGCAGAAACGUGGACUGUCUAUGGGUUCCUGAGGACCAGCUGGAAAACACUGGUAUAAAUGUAUGCGAAUAUGUCUGAGCAUCCCUGAAUUGUUGGGGGUUGUUCAGAAAUCUUUCACUAUGUGUGGGCAGCCCCCUUAUUUCGUGAAGAUUUUUAAUUUUACAACUACUUCAGUUGCUUUGGCUAGAAAAUCCACAUAUUAAUGGUCUAGUGACACAAAUUUAACUGAUGAUGUAAAAUGGCAUUCAGCCAAUAAAGAUGUUCAUAAACGACAAGGCUCGGAUUAAAUGGGUGAUUUCACAGAUAGCUAUGGAAGAACAUUGUAUACAAGGGUCAGUGCACGUUGUACUUGAGAAGGACUCCUGAAUUAAAGUGUGAGAUGGUUCUCCUUGGGAUUAACACUGGUGAGUGUUGGUGUGCAUUUGACCCAGACAUGGUCAUCUGUACUCUGAACCAGGUCAGUCCGAGAUAGAUGCUGAAGAACGCAACACAUCCUCAGAAUGGGAAGACAGACAUUCAGACAGGUUCUUGAGAGACCCUGAGUUAGCACCAGCUCUCCAGGCAGUUUGCUUAAGUCUGGAUUAGCCGCCUGUUUUGAUUUUGAACCUUGGUUGUUUUGAAGUCUUCAUUUGGCAUAAAAGGAUGUCUACUUCCUGAUUAUUUCAUACCAGUCUGAGUCAUCAGUGUUCGAUUUGAAAGGUACUCUAAUGUUACCAUAUCAACCACUCAAGCUCUAAGAGACUGAAAUACUGCAGCAAUUAUGUAAACCUUUAGAUUUAAUAAACAACUGAAAAU